Messenger RNA from Colias croceus (clouded yellow), 2480 nucleotides. Its product is annotated as facilitated trehalose transporter Tret1-2 homolog. Gene Ontology annotation, biological process: transmembrane transport. Lineage: Eukaryota; Metazoa; Arthropoda; Insecta; Lepidoptera; Pieridae. The transcript is spliced from 5 exons. Gene Ontology annotation, cellular component: membrane. The record is from RefSeq and is a predicted model, not a curated record. The coding region runs from base 342 to 1949 and encodes 535 amino acids. Gene Ontology annotation, molecular function: transmembrane transporter activity.
CUUUCGCAGUCGCAUCCUCGCCGGCGAACAAAAGCGCUGAGCAAUCCACUGUCACGCGAGUACAUAAGAACGAUCUCGCAGAUAACGGCCAUCACAAGGCUCGCGCUGCUCUGCGGGGGGUCGAGGCGUCGUCGCGAAAACAAUUAAAAUCGAGAUUGCAAAGUAGAGCGAAAGUUUGGUGAGUGAAAUUGUGACGUAGCCGCGUUACGGUCAGUGGCCCCGAACAUGACGUCGCUUCGGGCGCUCGAAUUCGCGAACCACUUCGGUGGUAGUGCCCUGGGCCUGCGCCACUCGUGCACUCGGAGGCUUUGGCGGGACAGUGCGUGACUAUAUUGUGGGAUAUGAGAAGGGUUAAUAAGUUCAUGGAGAUAAUGAGACGGAGGGUCGCGGCGGCGCGGCACGGCGAGCGGCGCGCGCGCACCAUGCUCGCGAGCAUCAAGGGCUUCUGGAAGGUGUGCCGAUAUGGCGACCUGUACAUGGUACUGGCAGCGCUGGCCGCGCAGUCCAUCAACAUAUCGGUGGGGUUCUGCCAGGGCUUCUCCGCGGUGCUGCUUCCCCAGUACACGCACGAGUACCCUGAAAUCUCGUAUGAACAAGCCUCAUGGAUUGCGAGUUUGGGCGUGAUCUCGAACCCGGUGGGCGCGCUGCUGGGCGGCAUGCUGGUGGACGCGCUGGGCCGGCGCCUGCUGCUGCAGUCCAUCGUGCUGCCCAACCUGCUGGGCUGGCUCGUCAUCGCCUUCUCCGACACAUACGUCAUGCUCUGCGUCGGCCGCUUCAUCACCGGCUUCACUAUCGGUAUGUCGACCGUGUCAUACAUCUACGUGGUAGAGAUCACGACGCCCGAGAAGCGCGGCGUGCUGAGCGCUCUGGGGCCGGGGCUGGUCUCCACGGGCAUCUUCAUCGUUUACUCGUUGGGCUCCUUCAUCCACUGGCGCAAGGUCGCCGCCAUCUGCGCCGGCGUGUCGCUUCUGACGCCCUUCCUCAUGUACUUUGUGCCCGAAUCACCCCUCUGGCUCGCCUCGAAGGGCCAAAUGAAAGAAGCCUACUCGGCUAUGUUCUGGCUUCGACAAAACAACAACGCCGCGCAGCAGGAGCUCAUGGAGUUUGCCAAAGAUAGAAAAGAUGAAACCAUGACGACGAGACAAAAACUCGGCCUGUUCAAGCGGCGCAACGUGCUCAAGCCGUUCGCAUUAUUGAUUAUUUUCUUCCUAUUUCAAGAGCUAUCCGGCAUCUAUGUAAUACUGUACUACGCCGUGGAUUUCUUCAAGUCAGUCGGGACGAGUGUGAACGAAUUCACAGCCUCGGUGAUAGUGGGCGGCGUGCGCGUGUUCAUGGGCGCGGUCGGAGCGUGCCUCAUCAAUAGUUUUAGACGGAAGACUUUAGCCGCAACGUCAGGAUUGUUACUCGGAGUGACGAUGUUAGGUGCGGCGAUCUGCGACAGUUUCGACGGCCCACCUUUAUUUAAAUUGGCGUGCAUUCUACUUCACGUAUCAUUCAGUAUGGUCGGAUUCCUGCAACUGCCGUGGAUAAUGUCCGGGGAGCUCUAUCCUCAGGACAUCCGCGGGCUGAUGUCUGGGGCGACAUCGUGUUGUGCCUACAUGCUUAUAUUCUUCAAUAUUAAAACGUAUCCACAAAUGGAGUACUACUUAACGAGCAAUGGAACACUGUAUUUAUUCGGAAUCUGCGCGCUGUUGGGCGCCGCUUAUUGUCAGUUUUUCCUACCAGAAACUAAAGGAAAGACUUUAGCGGAAAUUAUGAAACAAUUUGAAGAAGAUAAAAAGGAUGUCGAUCCAGAAGUAGGUGUAGAUAAGAAAGCGAACUUUGAGGGCAAGCCCGUGCAGAGGCGGCACAGCGCGGGCGCUGCUGUGUGUUUGGACAAGAAGAGUGAGUUGUUUAGGAACCAAUGGGUACAAAACGAUAACGCUAAGACUGUGGAGCUUCGCGAGUAGAUUGUAAUGUAUUUAUAUUGAUGAACAAUUGUAGGAUUUCAAUAUUUUGCCCUCGCAUAGAAUACUUGUUAAUUUAUAGCAUGAAAGCGAGGGUACGAAUCGUUCUUAAAUAUUUUAUAUUUGAAUGCAAAUAAUAAUUGUUGUUACCGACUGGCGCAUGUGAUGAUAGUAUAUUAGUUACUAUUUAGACUUAAUUCUAUUUAAUAAUUAUCAGUAUUAUAUAGUUAUGAAUGCAUUGUUGUUAUUAGUUGAGGUGCAACAUUCCAAUGUGAUAAUCGAUUUACAAGGUGACGUCAAUUGUAGCACUAUAUGAACGUUUUUAAAUGUGUAAUUUAAUAUAUUUUUAUAUUUUGUACAAAUGUUAGAGCAGGGUGAGAGUUGGCUGUGUCGAGUGACUGUUAGUGUAAUAUAGCGCGUUAGGUUAAAUAUUUACUUACAAAAUAAUUUAAUUUAUGUCAAUAAAGUAACUUCUGUGAUGACCAUUACAAAUACUAUGAAUAACGUGUGAAUUAAAUACAAAUUUGUUUUAAA